Molecule: messenger RNA, 525 nt
Organism: Desarmillaria tabescens
Lineage: Eukaryota; Fungi; Basidiomycota; Agaricomycetes; Agaricales; Physalacriaceae
Exons: 7
Coding region: 1-525 (174 amino acids)
Source: RefSeq, a predicted model, not a curated record
AUGACCGCUCUCCUUAAAUUUCUCUUCAGCUUCUCUUUUCUUGUUCCUCACCUCUUGGCGCAAAACCAUACGCAGUGCGUAGAUAACGGAUCAGACUGGUAUACGAGUGUCACAGGGGAGACACCGUGCCGAACGUAUGAACGGUUACGCAAGAUAUGCAAUAGCAAUUAUGCCGUGGGCGCCUUGAAUCCCAAGACUCCUCCGGAUACAUGCGACGACCAAGUUGCUGACUGUUGUUGCAAUUCGAUCGCGUUCGGUCUUAGUAUGCUGUGUCUGACAUGCCAACAAGGUAUAGGGUCCAGUGGCAACGGCAUCGACGCCGGCGUCGGCGCAUAUCAGCUAUAUCUAAUGCACGGAACAAACUCGUUCUGCACCCCCAAUACUAACAGAUCAUUCACGAAUGACAUACAAACAGCGGUGUGCAACAAUGACAUAAAGAUCCAUCAUACCCUCUAUGGCGUAUUUUGGGGCGAUGGAUCAUGGUAUGUUAGGGUUCCAUUGCAUUGGUUCGAGGACAUAGUCUGA